AUGUCCAACAAUUACGAAAUUCAGCGAUUUCAACUUAUCACUUUUGCUAAUGAUAAACAACGACGAAAUAUAGAAAAUUCUCAAAACUUACAAAGAGAUAUUAUCCUAGAACCCUAUAUCUAUAGAAAUGAAAUAAACCAAAAUUUGUCAAAUGCACCUGCCCAGGACAAUGAUCGCAAUCAAUCCGAAGUAAUUCUUCCAUCGCCUAUUAGUAAUAAUCCUUUUUCUCAUCAAAAUAAUCUUCAACGUCUCUUAAAUCAGUUUCAAACAAAAAUAUUAAAUGAUUAUCCGAGUAUUCCCUGUGCUUACUGUUCAAUUCUAAUGAUGAAAGAACAUACCAAAUGGUUACCUUAUAAUUCUGAAGAACGAUAUACAUUAACAUUGGCCUUUCCAAAUAUUCCUGUGUAUACACGAGAGAAUAACCGAGGAGUUGUACAGGUCGCCAUUUGUAAUGGAUGCAAAAAUUCAAAAACACGCCGAUAUCCACCAAUAUUAACAGAUAUUCCAUCUGAAAUCAUAAGUGUUCCAAUGACACAUAGAAGAUAUCUUUCGCCAGUCCACAUGAAAUGUUCUUUAGGUCGUACUCCUGGCACAAAUAACUAUACUAAUUAUCGACAUCUGCAAGGUUCAAUCAAUAUAACACAUAAUUACCGAUCAUUAGAAAUUUAUUCCGGAACAAUUGGUGCAUAUCUAAAUAUUCACGAACCUCCAAGAUGGUUUCAUGAAUCAUUAAUACCUGCUUGCGAAUGGUUGAGAGGAAAUAAUCAUAUUAUUAAAAAAUAUCAUUCAAAUAUUAAUAUUACACCUCCAAGACCUGAAAGUCCCACACCAAUUCCAUUACCUUUAGCAAGACAAUCGAUUGAUUAUCAUCAAGCCCCAUCUGACUUUCAACGCAGUUUUCUUCCAAAUGAAACACCACGCCCACCAGACUUAGUUGUUCCUAAUGAUUCCUUUCCACAAGAAAUUCAUAAUGAAGAUGCACAUCACACUCGAUUGAUAGCAGGAUUAAUAGCAAAUAGAGAUGAAGAAAAUCUUCCUAUUUUAUUUAAUAAUCCUGAUCUGGAAGCUUUAAUGUUUCCAGAUUUAUUUCCUAAAGGUCGAGGUCACUAUGAGGAUUUAAAGCGGCUUCUAAGAUUUCAACCAUCUAUAGAUAGUUAUGGAAAGUAUAUAAAACUGAGAAUGCUGUGUCCUGAUCCUAGGUUCCGGCUUCAUUGGUAUUGGCCACAUUGGUCCUAUUUGAAUUUGGAAAAAAGAAGAAAUUUUCAAAAUCAAUAUCGCCUUUUAUCUACUCGAAAAGUGAACCGUGAGCAUCAUCCAACAGUAACAGAUCUUAUCAUAAAAAGUUCAUAUGAUAAUCGAAAUAUUAUAGAUGAAUCAAAAACUACAACCAUUCCCUCAUACCUGAGAACUGCCGCUCCAUACUUUAAAAAAAAACAACAUCAAGUUAAUACCAUGAUACAUUCAUAUGGAUUACCACAAAUAUUCUAUACAAUGACCAUGGCAGAAGACAAAUGGCCACAUUUACAUCAAAUUCUGCGUACAUCAGAUAAUAAUGAUACUUUACCAACAAAUCGGCCACUACAUGUAUAUAUGUUCUAUCGCAAUUACCUUAAUAAUAUUCGUAACAAAUUAUGGAAAAAUCCAAACCUGGCUAGAUGGGGAAAAUGGGAGCAUUUUUUCGAACGCGAUGAAUUUCAAAACAGAGGAACAAUCCAUACACAUGGUUUUACAUAUACAGAAAAAAAAACUCCAGAAUUAAUUGCUCUUGACAUAAUUCGUGCAGAUGUUCCUGAUCCUAAUAUAGAACCUGAAUUGUAUCAUUUAGUAACAACUUUUCAAAUGCAUCAUUGUAAUUACAGAUGCAGACCACAAAAUCAAACUGACGGACCAUGUUCCAAAGGUUUUCCUCAACCCUUAUCUCAAACAACACAUUGUUCAGGUAAUUCAUUACGAUACUUUUAUCGACGUAUAAAAGAAGAAGAUCGAAUGGUUGUUCCAUAUAAUCUAGAAACUUUGUUAAUUUGGCGUGGACACAUAAACUUUCAGUACGUCACAUCUACUGGAUUUGCAAAAUAUAUAACAAAAUAUAUAACGAAACCUGAAUCUUCAGAAUUAUUUGAUAUCGAUGAGCAAGAUGAAUAUAGAAAACAUAUUAUAGCACGAAGAUUAGGAACAAUGGAGUUGAUGGUACUCUUACUGCAAUAUCCAUUAACAAGAUGUUCUGUUUCAGUAAUCUAUCUUCCUUCAGCCCCUUCUCAAUUGAGAACAAGAUCUGUUAAACCUAUUUAUUUAUUAAAUGAACGAAAUGAUGAUGGUA
Acaulospora morrowiae is the source of this 2317-nucleotide messenger RNA. NCBI's taxonomy places the organism in Eukaryota, Fungi, Glomeromycota, Glomeromycetes, Diversisporales, Acaulosporaceae. The record is from the annotation of a GenBank genome assembly.